AUGACAGCCUUCGUUCGCGUCUGUGGCCCGCCAAACAGCGCAUACCUCGUGGGAUAUCCCGGCAUAUCUGCUACACUGCCUCGAGUAGAAGGGAAGGUUGAAAUACGGCCCGACAAAGGAUACUCCGCUCCAGUCGCCAUAUCGCUAGUGACAAUAUACCUUCAACGGCGGGAGACCAUACAUCCUUCCGCAGAUUCGGUAACCAAGAAGCAUCUAGCGGCGCCGAGGAAGGAGCUUGUGGACAUAGUUGGGAAGGAAAUGCUGCUAUUUCGAUGUCCAGCAGGGAAAGAGUCAGAGAACGUUUACUCGAUGGACCUACCUUUUGUGCUGUUUAUUCCAUUUGGAAGAGGAGGAGAAGAGACGGCGCGGAGGGUACCGCCAGCGAGUUUGCAGUUAGGCAGCAGGACGGCAGAAACAUAUUACGAGAUGGUGGUGAUGGUACAGCAAGGUCAUACAGAGCAAAGAAAAUACGCCUUCCCAGUCCCAAUAUCGAGAUACGAUACCCUUUCCACAUUCGGCAUGUACAACAGGCCAGAGUCCGCCGAAAGAAUCACAGACCACCUCGUCACGUUAGGCAUAUCACUCCCUCGAUGGUCAUACGGUCCUCUGGAUCCCGUCAGCGUCUACAUCAAACUAUCUCCAAACCCCGACUGGCUGAACAAAGCGAAGAGAGUAACGAUAAACAAGAUAACGAUUGGAAUUGACGAAGAAAUCAUUUACAACCACGAAGGCGACGAACCGCAACGAAAAGUCAAAACGCUAGCGAAGCAAACCCAAACAGUAGGUGUGAAGAUGCCGGAAGCUGGGUAUUUCACGAACCUUGGAUUAGUCUUCCCGGCGAAGGAUCUCAGGGACAACGACGGGGUAAUACCGAGGGGGAAGCAGGCUUUCCCCACGUAUUCGGUCAGCGGUUUUACGACAACAGGCAGUCUUUAUAAGAUCGAGUACUACCUGACUGUGAAGGCACACAUGACCUCCGCAAAAGACAUUCUACUCCGCCAACCGAUCGUCGUCUGUCCGCUCGACCACACCGCCUGUAAGGAAGAAAUGGAAGCCAUCGAGCAAGCCGCAAAAGAUGCCGGAAACAUCAGACCGGAUAAUCCCAUGCUCCCUGCGCCGACAAUAAUCCGCGUGAAUGAUUACAACGCAUUGCAUACGCUAGGCAUGACAAUGGUUGGGUCCACGAGGAAGCCGCUGAUUGAAUAA
Molecule: messenger RNA, 1206 nt
Organism: Letharia columbiana
Lineage: Eukaryota; Fungi; Ascomycota; Lecanoromycetes; Lecanorales; Parmeliaceae
Exons: 3
Coding region: 1-1206 (401 amino acids)
Biological process (GO): division septum assembly
Cellular component (GO): division septum
Source: RefSeq, a predicted model, not a curated record